Paracoccidioides brasiliensis Pb18 is the source of this 264-nucleotide messenger RNA. RefSeq lists its product as uncharacterized. The record is from RefSeq and is a predicted model, not a curated record. The coding region runs from base 1 to 264 and encodes 87 amino acids. The transcript is spliced from 2 exons.
AUGGCGCAACGGCCCACUGGGUUCGUGGAACAACAACACCCUGUCAUCCCUGUUGCCCCGAAACGAUCAGGGUUUAGCAAAUCCCUCAGGCCAUAUCAAUGCGCGGAUUUAGCGGCAACGUUGGGUAGGUUUCAAUGCCAAAUGCACGCACAAUCAGGCCACAAUCCCUACCCGGGUGCGUGGAGUGACGAGGUCUUCUACGGUGAGCUUCUGUCUGAAAAGAGGGGAGAGAAAAAUGGACGAGGCUACGAAUCCAGGCUCUAG